This is a messenger RNA of Hippocampus comes (tiger tail seahorse), 806 nucleotides long. Its product is annotated as lysozyme g-like. Gene Ontology annotation, cellular component: extracellular region. The record is from RefSeq and is a predicted model, not a curated record. Gene Ontology annotation, molecular function: lysozyme activity. Lineage: Eukaryota; Metazoa; Chordata; Actinopteri; Syngnathiformes; Syngnathidae. The transcript is spliced from 6 exons. The coding region runs from base 189 to 743 and encodes 184 amino acids. Gene Ontology annotation, biological process: defense response to Gram-positive bacterium; peptidoglycan catabolic process.
UCUUUAAAUGAUAAAAAGCAUUGGGCCAAACGGUCUGACAGCUCCGCGCUGCGCAGCACUUCGGCUCACUCGGAAAAGCGAAACUCUUUCCCAAAACUGCUCACGCAUGCUUCGAAACUUCAUUCCUUUCCCAUUGAAACGAAACUAGUCUCUUUCCGCCUGGAGGGGUUCGCACAUUGACGAGAACGAUGGGCUACGGGGACAUCAUGAAGGUUGACACAAGCGGAGCAUCCGUGAAAACGGCGGGUCAAGACAGGCUGACAUACGCCGGCGUGCCAGCAUCCAACACCAUGGCUCAAACGGAUCUCGGCAGAAUGAACAAUUACAAGGCCAUCAUUCAGGAAGUAGGAGGGAAAAAGGACGUUGAUCCUGCUAUCAUCGCUGGCAUCAUUUCCAGAGAGUCCAGAGCUGGAAACGUACUGGUGAAUGGCUGGGGAGACAACGGCAACGCAUGGGGACUCAUGCAGGUUGAUAAAAGGUAUCACACUCCACAAGGCGGCUGGAAUAGCGAGGAACAUCUCAGCCAAGGCACAGACAUCUUGAUCAGUUUCAUCAAGCAGAUUAAGGGAAAGUUCCCGAGCUGGACUGCAGAGCAGCAACUCAAAGGCGGGAUAGCGGCCUACAACAUUGGUGUCAGAGGUGUCCAAACAUAUGAGCGGAUGGACGUAGGCACGACUGGAGACGACUACUCCAGUGACGUAGUCGCCAGAGCUCAGUGGUACAAAAGCCAAGGAGGCUUUUAGCUUGAAAACGAUGCAGUGGAGGAAAAGGCCUCAUCAAGCCUGAAUAAACGCAAGUCGAAGCAG